This is a messenger RNA of Andrographis paniculata, 3168 nucleotides long. RefSeq names its product leucine-rich repeat receptor protein kinase HPCA1-like. Gene Ontology annotation, molecular function: ATP binding; protein kinase activity; protein binding. The coding region runs from base 135 to 2978 and encodes 947 amino acids. NCBI's taxonomy places the organism in Eukaryota, Viridiplantae, Streptophyta, Magnoliopsida, Lamiales, Acanthaceae. The transcript has 19 exons. The record is from RefSeq and is a predicted model, not a curated record. Gene Ontology annotation, biological process: protein phosphorylation.
CUUAGAUUUAUGUAGUGUUUGAUUAAAGGUUCCAGACAAGGUUGAGCUAUGAUGACUUGGAGGGUUUACCUCUUUCUGCUGGUUUCUUUAAUCCAACUUUUUGGCAUUACAGGAUUCACAAACAACGAUGAUUUAUGUGCAGUCAUCCUCUUGAGAAAGGUCUGGACAGUAUCUUCAUGUAUAGGCUUGCAAACUUGAUACAUUUAUGCUCGGAAUCAAAUGCAGUUGUUGCUUUAAAGUCUCUAAAAGAUGAGUGGCGUAAUGCACCUCCAAGUUGGAAAAGUGACGAUCCUUGUGGAAAAUGGGAUGGAAUCAGCUGCAACAACAGUCGUGUUAUUUCCAUCACAUUGGCAAGCAACAACUUGCAAGGUCACCUAUCAUCGGAUGUCUCAGGAUUAACUGAAUUGCAGGUUCUGGACCUGUCCUAUAACAAAGAGCUGACUGGAUCACUUCCUCCGUCACUUGGAAACUUGAAGAACCUGAAGAGCUUAAUUCUUGUUGGCUGUGGAUUUACUGGAAAAAUUCCGGCAUCUCUUGGAUCUUUAGAACAAUUGGCUAUUUUGUCUCUGAAUUUAAACAAAUUCAUUGGUGAGAUACCACCAGAACUUGGCAAUUUAUCAAAUCUUAAAUGGCUGGAUUUGGCUGAUAACCAGCUCAGUGGAAGUAUCCCUGUCUCGCCUGGUCUUGAUUCUCUUCUCCACACAAAGCACUUCCACUUAGGGAAGAAUCAACUGUCUGGUGAAAUACCACCCCAGCUGUUGAGCUCAGAUAUGUCUCUUAUCCAUCUGCUUCUGGACAACAAUCAGCUCACUGGAAGCAUCCCUUCCACACUGGGGCUUGUGCAAUCUCUGGAGGUUGUACGGCUUGAUCGGAACUCUUUAAGUGAGCACGUUCCCAAAAGUUUGAACAACCUCACCUCUGUCCAGGAACUGCACUUAGAAAAUAAUCGCUUGACGGGACCUUUACCCAAUCUAACUGGCAUGGAUGCUCUCUAUUAUGUGGACAUGAGCAACAAUUCGUUUGAUUUAACAGAAGUUCCCCCAUGGUUUUCAACUUUGCAGUCUUUGACUUCAUUGAUAAUUGAAAAGGCAAAUAUUCAAGGGGAGCUUCCACCUGCUUUAUUCACCCUUUCUCAAUUGCAAACAGUCGAUCUAAAGAACAAUCAAAUCAAUGGAACAUUGGACAUUGGUUCCAGCUAUGGCAGCAGCCUUCAUCUCAUUGAUCUACAAAACAAUCGUAUAGAUGCAUUUCUUCAAAGAGGAGGUGGUUAUACAGCGCAGAUAGUACUUGUCGACAAUCCGGUAUGUGAUGGAGAAGGAACACCGAGUUACUGCUCCCCCCAUCAGUUGUCUGAUUCCUCUUACUCAACACCUAUGAGGAAUUGCAUACCUCCUUCCUGUCGUUCAAGUAAAAUAUCUAGUCCAACCUGCCAAUGUGCAUAUCCUUACUCAGGAAACAUCUUCUUUCGUUCUCCUUCCUUCUCAAGCUAUGGAAACAAAAGCCUAUUUGAAUCUCUAGAGAAGGAAAUGAUGAAGACAUUCAGCUCUCAUGGCCAACCUGUGGAUUCAGUUUAUCUAAGUAAUCCCACAAAGAACAGCGACGGCAAUCUGGAACUGAACGUUCGAGUGUUUCCAUCUGGCCAAGAUUAUUUCAAUCGAUCAGGGAUUUCUGGCAUUGGAUUUAUUCUAAGCAAUCAAACUUUUAAGCCCCCUCAUGGAUUUGGUCCCUUUUACUUUGUGGCCAACAUUUAUCCUUACUUUGAAGGAUCAAGAAAGUCUUCAAAUGUGGGCUUAAUUAUUGGAACAUCAGUCGGUGGCUUUGUUCUUGUGGUGUUAGUAGUUCUUGCAGGAGUUUACGGAUUCCGUCAGAAGAAAAGAGCUGAAACAGCUACAAAGAAGAGCAAUCCUUUCGCAACCUGGGAUUCAAAUAGCAAUAGUGGCGGUGUUCCACAGUUAAAAGGGGCCAGAUCUUUCUCGUUUCAUGAACUUAAAAAAUGCACAAAAAACUUCUCUGACGACAAUGAUAUUGGAUCUGGUGGCUAUGGCAAGGUAUACAGAGCAGCUCUUCCUAAUGGACAACUGGUGGCCAUUAAAAGAGCUCAGCAAGGAUCAAUGCAGGGAGCACUGGAGUUCAAAACUGAGAUUGAGCUUCUCUCAAGGGUCCAUCACAAAAAUGUCGUCAGCCUUGUCGGUUUUUGUUUCGAUCAGGGUGAACAGAUGCUGAUCUACGAGUAUAUCCCAAAUGGCACAUUGAAGGAAAGCCUUAUAGGGAGGUCUGGAAUAAGGCUGGAUUGGAUUCGAAGGCUUCGCAUAGCUCUCGGUGUAGCCCGGGGGGUGCAAUAUCUGCAUGACCUGGCAAACCCCCCUAUCAUACACAGGGAUAUAAAGUCGAACAACAUCUUGUUGGACGAGCGCUUGAAUGCCAAAGUCGCCGAUUUUGGCCUCUCCAAGUCAAUGCUCGACUCUGAAAAAGAUCACGUAACCACUCAAGUUAAAGGCACCAUGGGGUACUUGGAUCCUGAGUAUUACAUGACGCAGCAGCUGACAGAAAAGAGCGACGUGUACAGCUUCGGAGUAUUGCUAUUGGAGCUCUUGACGGCGAGAAGUCCGAUAGAAAAAGGGAAAUACAUCGUGCGGGAAGUGAAGGAAGCAAUGGACAAGGGCAAGGAUAUGUACAACCUCGAGAUGAUUCUUGACCCGAUAGUUGUGAGCAAUCCGGCGCCAGGAACUGUCGAGAGGUUUGUUGAUCUAGCGCUGAAGUGCGUGGAGGACUCGGGCAUUAACAGGCCAACGAUGAGUGAAGUGGCGAAGGAGAUAGAGAGCAUCAUGGAGUUCGCGGGGCUGAAUCCUAAUGCUGAAUCUUCGUCGACCUCUAACAGCUAUGAGGAGGCACCCAAACCUGUCCGGCACCCGUAUAGUAAUGAAAGCUUGUUUAGCCACAGCGGAUCGUAUCCGGAAUCCGUCGUCGAGCCGAAGUAGAAUCUGCUGCAUGCAUGCAUGGGGUGUGUUUACUUGCUAAAGCCUUCUUCUUCUUCUUCUUGUUAUACAGAAUGUUGUGUGUGUAUUCUCAGAAGUUUAGGAUUUCAUGACUUGUUUUCUUACUCUCUCCAUUUGUGUUGAUUGUUGAAAAAUUUAUUUUUAUUAUAAGUGAAGAAGGAUUCUUCUCUAA